GCAGGACCCAGGCUCCCCGGCGCAUCGGCCCGGCUGGCCACGGAGACGACGCUGCUCCCGCGAGACUCGUCCUCCGCCCCACUCCGCGGGUGGUCCUGGGAGGGGACCCGGGGGGACAUGGAGGAAGGUGGCGCUCUGAGAACCCCGGGAUGGAGGAGUCUCCAAAGGCAGGCACAGCCGCCUCCUGCGGCUCUUCCGGGGGGUGCAGGCUUAGCGCCCCGCGUCCUGUGUCCUCCUGGGCGCGGGGAAGAAGCACCUGCCAGAGCCGGAGGGACGUCGCGGGGACCACCCGCCGCCUGGGGGUGGGGCUGACGCCCCAGUGCGGGCUGCGCAGUCUGAGGGCGUCCGGGAGAGGAGAGCGGCGUGCGCCGCCGGCCGAGCCGGAGGGACGGCCAUGGAGACUUCAGGAUCCUCCGCCCAGACUCAAGACCACAGUGAAAUCCACAGAGAAACAGAGGAUCUAGACGACGGAGAGACGGAUUUCCACAGGCAGGACCGGGAGGCCGGACUCCUUUCUCAAGAAGGAUAUAAGAGAGACAAGGCCUCUUCUUCCUCUUCAUCCUCCUCCUCCUCUUCCUCCUCGUCAUCCUCCUCCGCCUCAGAGAGCAGGGAUGAGGACCCUCACCCCAGAGGACCUGGAAAGCGACGGCAGAGCCGGGGGGCUGGACACCGCCACAGGGAUGGCUCACCGGGUGCUGAGCCUGCAGAGCCUGAUGUUUCGAAGGAUGAGCUUCAACUCUAUGGAGGUGCCUCUGGAGAGGUGGUGCCCUCUGGGGAAUCAGGACUCCGAAGGAGAGGCUCUGACCCAGCAAGUGGAGAAGUGGAGCCCGCUCAGUUAAGAAGGCUGAAUAUAAAGAAAGACGACGAGUUUUUCCAUUUCGUCCUCCUCUGCUUUGCCAUUGGGGCCUUGCUGGUGUGUUACCACUACUAUGCAGACUGGUUCAUGUCCCUCGGGGUCGGCCUGCUCACCUUCGCCUCCCUGGAGACCGUUGGCAUCUACUUUGGGCUGGUGUACCGGAUCCACAGCGUCCUGCAAGGCUUCAUCCCCCUCUUUCAGAAACUGAGGCUAAUAGGGUUCAGGAAGACUGACUGAGGCCAGUGCCGGGAGGGCAGCCAGGCCAGGCCCCAGUGUGACCACCACUGCAUUCCCUGAACCCACGAGGACAGAGCAACGUUCUGGGAGACAUGCGGCAGGCCAGGCUAGAGCAAUAAAGAGAGCAUUUUCCUUCCUUGUGGUCUGAACGUUGGCACCAGCCUGGGCCGAGUUAUCAUUCGGGCAGUGUUGGUAUGCAGUUCAGCUGCCAGGACGGAAGGCAGAGGGAGGGUGCGGGGCCUGAGUUCUUCCCGGUACCUGGGCCAACAGGAGGAUUCUGGGGCAUCACUGCUCCCAGGGGACAGUAGGAGUCCCCUGGGUCCUGCGAGCUGUAAUCUGUCUGGGCUCAUGGUUCCUCUCAAGUCCCCAGGCCAUCCCAGUGUGCUCUCAGGUUCUGCAGAGCCAUCCUGGGGCAGACAGGCCACUGCCCUGAGGCAGGGAACCACUAUGUCAGGCCCCUGGGGUGAACCUAACCCAGGGGAGCUCUUGGGGACUAAAGCCACAGCAUCCAGGUGUCUUCCCGCCACCCCAUCACCCACUGCCCAGCCCGCUACCCUGGACCCCGUCAAGAUCCAAAUAAACGUUCUCUUCACAGGA
This is a messenger RNA of Equus caballus (horse), 1690 nucleotides long. RefSeq names its product transmembrane protein 40 (gene TMEM40). The record is from RefSeq and is a predicted model, not a curated record. Lineage: Eukaryota; Metazoa; Chordata; Mammalia; Perissodactyla; Equidae.